This is a messenger RNA of Miscanthus lutarioriparius, 1161 nucleotides long. The record is from the annotation of a GenBank genome assembly. NCBI's taxonomy places the organism in Eukaryota, Viridiplantae, Streptophyta, Magnoliopsida, Poales, Poaceae.
AUGGACGGGCUCCUGUCGAAGCUCCGCAGCCUGGACGCGUACCCCAAGGUGAACGAGGACUUCUACAGCAGCACCCUCUCCGGCGGCAUCAUCACGCUCGCCUCCUCCGUUGUCAUGCUCCUCCUCUUCGUCUCCGAGCUCCGAUUAUAUCUCCAUGCAGUUACUGAGACAACGCUAAGGGUUGAUACUUCAAGGGGAGAAACACUUCGCAUAAAUAUUGAUGUCACCUUUCCAGCCCUUCAAUGUUCUAUAAUUAGCCUGGAUGCAAUGGACAUCAGUGGACAGGAGCACCUAGAUGUGAAACAUGAUAUAUUCAAGCAGCGAAUUGAUGCCCAUGGCAAUGUUAUUGCGACUAGACAAGAUGCAGUUGGUGGGAUGAAGAUGGAAGCACCUCUACAACAUCAUGGUGGAAGGCUUGAACACAAUGAAACCUAUUGUGGCUCUUGUUAUGGUGCACAAGAAUCUGAUGGUCAAUGUUGUAACUCAUGUGAAGAUGUUCGCGAAGCCUAUAGGAAAAAAGGUUGGGGUGUAUCAAAUCCAGAUUUGCUUGACCAGUGCAAAAGGGAGGGCUUUCUUCAAAGUAUAAAGGAUGAAGAAGGCGAAGGAUGCAAUAUUUAUGGCUUCAUUGAAGUUAAUAAGGUUGCUGGGAAUUUCCAUUUUGCUCCAGGGAAAAGUUUCCAGCAGUCAAAUGUGCACGUCCAUGACUUGCUUCCGUUCCAGAAGGACAGCUUCAAUGUCAGCCAUAAGAUAAACAGACUAAGUUUUGGAGAAUACUUUCCUGGUGUUGUUAAUCCACUCAACGGGGCAAAUUGGGUGCAGCCUUCAUCAUAUGGAAUGUAUCAAUACUUCAUCAAGGUUGUUCCUACAGUCUACACUGACAUAAAUGAACACAUUAUUCUCUCUAAUCAGUUCUCUGUAACGGAACAUUUUAGAAGUGGUGAGAGUGGUCGGAUGCAGGCUCUUCCUGGCGUGUUCUUCUUUUAUGACCUUUCUCCAAUCAAGGUCACAUUCACGGAACAACAUGUGUCAUUUUUACACUUUUUAACUAAUGUUUGCGCUAUUGUUGGAGGUGUGUUCACCGUUUCUGGAAUCAUAGAUUCAUUUGUAUACCAUAGCCAAAGAGCAAUCAAGAAGAAGAUGGAAAUUGGCAAAUUCAACUGA